Molecule: messenger RNA, 1569 nt
Organism: Alligator sinensis (Chinese alligator)
Lineage: Eukaryota; Metazoa; Chordata; Crocodylia; Alligatoridae
Product: major histocompatibility complex class I-related gene protein-like
Exons: 7
Coding region: 11-1105 (364 amino acids)
Biological process (GO): immune response
Cellular component (GO): external side of plasma membrane
Source: RefSeq, a predicted model, not a curated record
GCAUCUCUACAUGGGGGUGUCGGACCCCAGCCAGGGCGUUCCCUACUUCACUGCCAUGAGCUAUGUGGACGACCAGAAAAUUCUCCACUACGACAGUGAGACGCGGAGACAGGAGCCGCGCGAGGACUGGGUGCAGGGUGCCGUCAGACCACACUUCUGGGACAGGGAAACCAGGAGUUUGUGGGGCUGGCAGGGGGGAUUUCAAUCAAACCUGGUCACCCUGCGGUAUCGCUACAACCAGACCGGCGGGUCUCACAUGCUUCAGCUCAUGUACAGCUGUGAGCUCCAUGAAGACAACAGCACUGGAGGGUCCAUGCGGUUUGGCUACGAUGGGGGAGACUUCAUCAGCUAUGACCUGAGAACACGCACCUGGGUAGCAGAAACAACACAGGCCCAGGUCACCCAGCACAGGUGGAAUGAGGAUAAGGCCAUUCUUCAGGAUGCAAGAGCCUACCUGGAGGAGACCUGCACCACAUGGCUGUGGAAGUACCUGCAGCACGGGGAGGCAGCACUGCAGAGCAAGCAUCCCGUGGCACAGGUGAGCGACAGGCCGUCCUGGGACAGACGCACCAUCCUGUGCUGCCGGGUCCACAGCUUCUACCCCAGGGACGUAGCUGUCGUCUGGCUGAAGAACGGGGAGGCACAUCCCCAGGAGACAAGCCACUUGGGGGUCCUUCCCAGUGGAGAUGGGACCUACCAGACCUGGGCCACCACCGAGAUUGACCCAAGCAGCAACCACAACUACACCUGCAAUGUGGAGCACGAGAGCCUGGGUGCAGCCCUGAGAGUGGCCUGGGACAAGGGCAGGACGGAGUCCGACCCGAUGCAGAUUGAAGGCAUUGUUAUUGCUGUCGGUGUCAUUGUGCAGCUUGUUGCCAUGGCAGGCGCAGGGGUUUGCUGCGUCAAGCGGGCAGGACGGACAGCAGAACAUGGAGCAGCAACCUAUGAAGCAGCACCCGCCCAAGUAGCCGCGGAGAGGGAAGCCUUCGAAGCCGUGGAGAAGGAAGCUGUGGAGAGCAGAGCCUCUGAUGCCAUGGAGAGGGAAGCCUUGGAGAGCGAAGCUUUGGUGAGCAAAGCCUCAGCGAGCUCCGGUUCCUUCGGGUGAGGGCCAGGUCAAGGAGCACCUGCGGUGUGAGCGGUGCCUCCUGGGGUGUCUGUCAGGGAACAGGCAAGGGCAUCACAGGAGUUGGUGGGGAGGCUCCAAAGCAUCCUUCGCCAUGAGGAGUUCAUUGACUCGAUGCUGGAGGAGACCCCUGGGACUACGGAGGAAGAACUGCCAGAGGUAGCCCGAGAGAAUGGAGAUGACAGAAGGGCAGGAGGAUCCAGGGAACUACAGCCCUGUCAGCUUCACCUCAGUCCCUGGAAGAAUCCUGGAGCAGAUCCUUGAGGGACCCAUUUCUAAGCACUGGGAAGAAAAGAAGGUGAUCGGGAACAGUCUGUGUGGAUUCCCCAGGGACAAGUCAUGCCAGACCAACCCGAUUGCCUUCUACGACAAAGUGACUGGCAAGGCUUUUGAUACCGACUCCCAUAGCAUUCGUGGUAGCAAGUUGAGGAAGUCCAUUUUGGAUG